Molecule: messenger RNA, 3537 nt
Organism: Nothobranchius furzeri (turquoise killifish)
Lineage: Eukaryota; Metazoa; Chordata; Actinopteri; Cyprinodontiformes; Nothobranchiidae
Gene: invs
Product: inversin
Molecular function (GO): protein binding
Source: RefSeq, a predicted model, not a curated record
CUUCAGAACUGCUUUGGGAGUUGUAGUGUUUACGGCGAGGAUCCAACGGGACGUGUAGAAGGAAAAACUUUGUGAAAAAUGUUCGCCUGAGGGACAGAAAGGAUUCCCAGGGAAUCAGGAUCAAGCCAGGUAGGGGAUCUGGACACGCUCACACACCCACUGAGGAUGCACUGAACGGUGGAAAUCAGGGUCCCCCUUAAUGCAGCUAUGGCUUCGGCGGCGGCUGACCCAGCCUCCCAGGUUCAUGCUGCAGCCGUCAACGGAGACAGGAAUGCCCUCGUCAGACUCAUCACAGCAGAGUCUUCUCUAAGGGACCACGAUGACCAGUUUGGACGCACCCCUCUGAUGUACUGCGUGCUGGCCGACCGCCUGGACUGCGCUGAGGUUCUUCUGAAGGCUGGAGCCUCGGUCAAUAAAACAGACCACAGUCAGAGAAGCGCUCUGCACCUGGCUGCUCAGAAAGGGAAUGUGCGCUUCCUGAAGCUGCUUCUGUCCAGGCGGGCCAACUGUCUGCAGAAAGACUUAGAGGGCAUGACCCCUCUUCACCUGGCCACUCGGCACCCGUCCCCCAAAGCCCUCGCCCUGCUUCUAAAACACAUCGGACCAGGAGAGGUCGACACGCAAGACAAGAACAAGCAAACCGCUCUUCACUGGUCAGCGUUUUAUAAUCGACCAGAGCACGUCCGCCUUCUGAUCAAGCACGAUUCCAACAUCGGCAUCCCGGACAGCGAGGGGAAGAUCCCCCUCCACUGGGCUGCACACAGCCAGGAGGCCAGCGCCACACAGACCGUCCGCUGCAUCCUGGAAGCAGCACCCACCGAGUCCCUGUUGAACUGGCAGGACUACGAGGGUCGGACACCGUUGCACUUCGCCGUUGCCGAUGGCAACGAGGCCGUGGUGAAGCUGCUCACCUCUUAUAAGGGCUGCAAUGUGACAGCUUACGAUAACCUGUUCAGAACGCCGCUGCACUGGGCCGCUCUGCUGGGCCAUGCUAAAAUAGUCCACCUGCUGCUGGAGAGAAACAUAUCAGGCACCAUCCUCUCCGACAGCCAAGGAGCGACGCCGCUGCACUACGGCGCGCAGAGCAACAACGCCGAGACAGUUGGUGUGUUUUUGUCUCACCCGUCUGUGAAAGACGAACCGGAUCUGGAGGGGCGAACCGCCUUCAUGUGGGCUGCCGGGAAGGGCAGCGAUGAUGUCAUCUGCACCAUGCUGGCCCUCGCCCCGCACAUUGACAUCAACAUGGCCGACAAGUAUGGAGGCACUGCCCUCCAUGCGGCCUCCCUGGCAGGCCAUGUGAGCACCGUAAACCUGCUGCUUAAGAAAGGAGCAACGGUCGACUCCCUGGAUGUGAUGAAACACACGCCGCUGGUCCGUGCCUGUGAGAUGGGAUACAAAGAUGUCAUCCUUACCCUCAUCAAAGGUUCUGCUCGUGUGAACCUGGUGGACGUGGACGGCCACACGGCGCUGCACUGGGCUGCUCUGGGAGGAAAUGCGGAGGUCUGCCAGAUACUGAUGGAGAGCGGGAUCAGUCCUAAUGUACAGGAUCAUGCAGGACGGACUCCGUUACAGUGUGCUGCGUACGGCGGUUACAUCACAUGCAUGGCAGUUCUCAUGGAAAAUAACGCUGAUCCAAAUAUCCAGGACAAGGAGGGCCGGACUGCCCUCCACUGGUCGUGUAACAACGGCUACCUGGACGCAGUGAAGCUGCUGCUGGGCUACAACGCUUUCCCUAAUCAAAUGGAGCACACAGAGGAGAGGUACACCCCUCUGGACUACGCUUUGCUGGGAGGACACACCGAGGUGAUCCAGUUCAUGCUGGAGCACGCUGCUCUGUCUAUAGCAGCCAUCCAGGACAUCGCUGCUGCUUCCAUCCAGGCCGUCUACAAGGGUUACACCGUCCGCAAGGCCUUCCGGGAGAGGAAGCAGCUCCUCAUGAGACACGAGCAGCUACGAAAAGAUGCAGCCAAAAAGCGAGAAGAAGAACAGCGAAGAAGAGAAGCGGGUCAGCGAGCUCCCGCAGACGCUGCUGCAGAGAGAGGAAGGGAGGGGGUGGAGCCGGAGGCGCUCGCCUCGGAGGACAUCGAUGACUCUACGGUGGAAAAAAGGAACUCGUCCAAAAGCGGACGCACAAAGACUAAACAGGAGAGGCAUAAAGCCCAAAGAAGCAGGUUUUCUAGAGGCAGCGCUCCCACUGAUCCACAGGAGCUUCCUGAAGUUCUGAGCAGCAGCGAUGCUUCCUCGACCACCAGGCUGAGGGAACUUCUGUCCCCCAGCAGACCCAAAGUCAGGGAACCGGCCUCCUCGAGCACCUCGACUCCUUCCACACCUGCCUUUGGCGUGGACAAAACGAGCCCCAGAGAGAGCGUUCCUCUGAAAAAGAAAGACGCUCACACGAGUGUGCAUGCUGCCUCGGGCAAGAGGCACGCCCACACCUCUCCUCUGAAGCACAGACACCACAAAGAGCCGGCUCCGGAGAAGCCCUCAGUCAGAGACCAAACCGCCUCAGUAAGAAGCGGUUCGUCUUCAGACGGCAGAAAGCCGCCCAGAAAAGCUCCGUCCGGUUCGUGCACGCCAACGUCCACCAGCAGGCGGAGGGAUGAGGCUGCACGCGCCAUCCAGCGAGCGUGGUGGAGGUUCUGUGCACACAGAAGGGAAGCAGUCGAGGCCUGUGAAGAAACACAGCUGAGUGAAUUAAGCUACGCUCCUAGCUGGAGAAACAUGGGAAGCAGAGUUCAACGUGGCCAAUCAGCAUCGAGUAAAAGUUCCGCUCUGCACAGCGUCUACGGCAACGCCGCGGUGAGACGAGAACGCUCGAUUCAGUCUCAUCUGGACGUCCCUCUACGAACGCAGAGCCAGUUGAGUGGUUUAGACCGCGUGCACCUGCCCGACACCCUGAGUCAAGCCACGCUGUUCUCUUACCACCUGAGACCACACAGUGCAGGACAGGGGACGGGAGGCCGCGGGAAAUAUUAAACACACACACACACACACACACACACACUUGAUGUUUUCUCAGCUGGUUGGCAGCCUUGCCUCUAUAGAAAUACUCAAUGUUCAUUCAAUGUGCCAAACUUUCUAAAAUUAAGCCGUAUGACAUCAGAGCCAUGACCUCACAGGGUGGGGUUACGUCUACAGAAAAGGCGUGUGUAAAAGAUAACCUUUCAUCCAUUGUGGGGCGAGCGCACACACACACACACACACACACACACUUCAUUUUCUCUCGUUCUCCACCGUCGCCAUGCACACACAGAGAUAACCUUUCCUCCUAUUAUGGAGAAUGAGGCCGUCCAUCAACAGCCAGUCAUACAGACAGCCCACCUGCAGCUGCCGACACACACACACACACACACACACACACACACACACACACACACACACACACACACACACACACACACACACACACACACACACACACACACACACACACACACACACACACACAGAAAUUAGCUCCCCCUUAAGAAAAAUGUGCAUUUCUGUCAUUCUCGUUUUUUCCUUCUGCACAUUAAAGACGUUUGUGUAAAAUAUUGA